This is a messenger RNA of Menidia menidia (Atlantic silverside), 2882 nucleotides long. The record is from the annotation of a GenBank genome assembly. Lineage: Eukaryota; Metazoa; Chordata; Actinopteri; Atheriniformes; Atherinopsidae.
UGUGCGCGCAGAGCAGAAAGAGCGCACAGCAGAUCUCCAACUCCACACAGCCACGACCUGGAGAGGAAAACCUGCUGGAUUUCCCAAAUCUUUUUUUCCACCAUGAAGCGCGCCCUGCCUCUCCUAAACUUUUUAGUAACGCUUCAUCUCGUCGGCGGGUCCCCUUUCCAGUACGACAUGUUCCAGGGAAACGCGUAUUCUGGCACCGGAUCGCGACAAAGGAACAGGAACUGGUGCGCCUACGUUGUGCACAAAAACGUGAGCUGCGCCGUGGUGGGAGGCACGGAGAGCUUUGCGCAGCCCGAGUUUGUGCCCUGUCCGCAGGAGCUGCCAGAGUGCGCGCAGCAAGUGAUAUAUCGCACGCAUUUUAGGCCCACUUACAAAAUUGGAUACAAGACCGUAACGGAGCUGGAAUGGAGGUGCUGCCCGGGGUACCGGGGCCAGGACUGCAUGGAGGUGAAAGACAUGAAGCUGCUACAAGUGGACCGCAUUUCCCAUGCUCCCUCUGCCUCCGGCCAUUUUCCAGCCCCUAAAGUUCCUAAACAGAGAACAGAGGACCAACCGAAUCCUUCUGUGGGAGGGGAGGGGCAGUUCGGAGUUCAUGCGAGUUCCAGGCCCCGGGAGGGUCAGGUAGGGGCUCAGAGGGCCCAACAGCUGGAGGACGAGGUGCAACAGCUGUCCCAGAUGGUCCUGGACAUGCAGGCGAGGAUGACGGACAUGGCCUCCAACCUGAGGCUGGACUUCCAGGAGGACGCCAGCAAAAUGCUGGCCGCGCUGAUGAACGACUUCAAACUUCCCGCCAGCGCCAGGGGGGCCGAGACCGAGGCCGUCCAGGUGCAGGACUUCUCCUUCGACCACGAGUCGGCGCCGAUGGACGAGGUCCUGAACAAGAUCGAGCAGGUCAAGUACGACCUGGACUCCAAAAGCGACGCGCUGGAACAUCUCUCAGAUCGAGUCAACCGCCACGAGGGACAGAUCAACCUGUUGAUGGAGGCCGCCCAGAACCCGCCAUCUACACCCCCCCCGUCCGGAGACGCAAACCUGCGAUCCUACCUGGACGAUCGGAUUCGCGCUCUGAGGGAGGAGCUGAUGGAGGGCAUGGAGAUCAAACUGGCCGACCUGAAGAACUCCUGCGACUACAAAAUCAUCUCGGUUCAGGAGCAGUGCGAGGGGCAGGAGGCCAGCUACCUCAGCCUGGCCGAGCUCAUGGACUCCAAGGAGGGCGACCUGCGCAACGAGAUCCAGGACAUCAGGGUCCGGCUUGAAAGUCGCCUGAACUCGUCGCUGGAGCCCCUGGACGCAAAGUGCCGCGCCCUGGAGGAGAGGCAGGCCGACGCCGUCCGAGACCUGAGAGGGAUUCUGGAGGAGAAGCUGGCCUCGGCGGAGGACAAACUCCGAGGCCUCCUGUCAAACACUAACACCAGUGGAAAAGAAGAAGGUCCAGAUGGUCUGCUGGUCGGCGUUAACCCCUUAAGGGACUCUAUUCAAAGUCUGGAGCGCAGACUCAACGACGUGGAGCGUUCGUGCUCAGUAGAGUGCGGGGCCAAUUUAAGUUCUCUGGAAAACCUUCAGGGAGACUUUCGGGACUUGAAACGUACGGUAGACGUGAUGGGAACCGAUCUAGAAGCUCUGCAAAGCCACGCUGGAGCCACGGAGGGGCGGCUUACCAACCACAGCAGCCUCAUCGAGGUUAUAAACAAUGAGCUGAAGUCCUUCAAAGGGCAAGCGGGCAAGCUGGAGGACUCAUUAUCGGAAAUGGUCCACCUGGAAUCUCGGACAGAAGAGAGGCGUAACUCCUCCGGGGGUCGGGUUCAAGUCGGGCAGGAGGCCAAAGAGCUUCUGGAGCUGAGACGGCGUCUGGAGGAACUGAGCGCCAAAGUUCAAACCGAGGCCGAAAGGUGCGCGAAGACGAGGCAAGGGGCGGACGAGGAGAUGGCCAGAAUGGGCGGGAGAGUGACCAGCCUGGAGGCUCUGUGCGGCGGGCUGGACCCGAUCUCCAGCAGCCUCCAGAGGAUCAAAGACGGCCUGAGCCGGCACGUGAGCGGGCUGUGGACCUGCGUGAACCAGCUGAACCUCACCGUUCGAGCCCACGCCCACGAGAUCGGAGGACUGAGGGGAACCUGCCGGAACGUCCAGACCCACGUCUCAAACCUCGCCAGAGACCUCCAGGUGCCCGGGUCGGCCCCGGGGUUUCGGACGCCUCUCUCCAGCGGCCUCCUGUGAUGGAAGCCGGGGAGGCCGGCCCUCCCGGUAAGAUGAGCUCGUCCAAGCUGCCCAAGGGGGUGGACGUCAGCAUGGUGCCCGUUCAGGGCUUCGCCGGAGCUCCAGCUUCCCCACUUAAGCCCACUGACCCUGGACAGACCGGCAUGACUUCGAUCCCAGACGUGGGCAGACCUCACGGACCUCCUCCACCACAGAAACCCGUCGGGACGUCAGGAGAGAGAGUGGCCUUCUCAGCCGGACUCACUCUCCCGCCAUUUCAAGGAGAAGUGGGAAUCAUCCGAUUCAACAAGGUUCUGGUCAACGAUGGAGAACAUUAUGACCCCUAUACAGGUAUCUUCACGGCUCCCUCAGAUGGCCGCUACCUGCUGACGGCCGUGCUGGCGGCCCAGAGGGGCGAGCGGGUCGAGGCGGUGCUCUCCGUGUCCAACAGCAGCGUCCAGAAGCUGGACUCCGCCGGUUUCUCGUCCGGAGCCGUCGCCCCGCCGUCAGGUGACCGGUGUGGCUGCGGCGGUUCGGCCUCCCUGAGCCUGGUCCUGAAGCUGAGGCGAGGAGACCGGGCGGGGCUGGUGCUGACCGCCGGGAAGAUGGCCGUCUCCGCCUCGCCGCAGAUCGUGUCCUCGUUCGGCGCCGUGCUGCUCUACCCGAGCCCGGACAAACGG